AUGGCGGAAAACCUUCAUACUCACGCGAAGAGUGGAACACUCAACCUGGAGAACGUUCCACAACUCCUCAUUGAGGUGGAAGUCAAUGACGAGGAUAGCUAUGGUGAUACAGCCCUUGACCUUGCAAUUCGAAACGGCCACGUGGGUGCAGUAAAGCUGCUUCUGCAGAACGGUGCCGACGCCAACAGAGUAUCUCCGGAUGGCAAGAGCCCUCUCUAUGCGGCCACUCAAGCACCAAACAGCGGCCGUAUUGUCGAGCUUCUGCUCAAGCAUGGCGCGAAGUCAGAUGAGCCGGUUUCAAAGCCAAAGGGUGACACUCCAUUGAUGUCAGCAAUCCGACAAGGCACCAGUCCCGAGGCCAUUCGCGCACUUAUUCAGGCAGGAGCAGCCCUCGACAGGUCAAACGAACUUGGCGAGACACCUAGAAAGCUUGCUGAAAAGUCCACAAACACCGCUGUUCAUAAGUCUAUUCGCCCCAAAGAUGAGAAGCCAGAAUGGAAACCCGAGCUGGAGAAUCUUCUCGUAAGCUCUGGUCUCUUUGCCCUGGCCUACUUCAAAAACUUCAAGGAUGUCGGUCUGAACGCCAUAAACCGUGUUGCUGCAUUGUCGGAACCAACGCCAGGCCAAAUCACAAAUCCACGCACGGCAGAGGAGUUCAAGGCAAACCUCGAUAAUUUUAUCAAUGCAAAGGGCCUUGAGGACUUCUACCCUGCUGGUAGCGAAUAUGUGGCCAAGGUAGCAGAGAACGCAGCGAGAAUCUUAAAGGAUUCAGCUUUCCCAGGUGCAACACCCAGGAAUGUGACCAUCAUGUCUCGCCAAGCAUUGUACCAGCCAAUCUUGUAUUGUGAUGACAGUGGCUCGAUGAAGGAUGAUGACCGCAUGAACCGUCAAGCAUUUAUGGUUGAACGGAUGGCAAACCUCAUCACGCAGGCUGCCCCCGAAGAGGGCACGCUCGUCCAUCUUCGUUUCAUCAACAAGAGCGACAAGUCUAAUGACCUCAAGCCCAGCGAUCUUUCCUCGAAGAUGAAUUUCGCACCCAAUGGAUCGACUAAACUGGGUACAAACCUUAAAGAGAAAGUCCUGAAUGACUUCCUCUACGGGCCAGUGAACGGUGGCCAAACGUUGAAGCGACCACUUCUUAUCCUGACAAUCACGGACGGAUGUCCAAACGAGGAGCCUACUAAUUCAUAUGAAAAUGAAGUUAGAGCAUCGCUCAACUUUGUGAAGAGCAAAGGUUACGGAGAUGAAGCCGUCCGUUAUGACCUCAGCCAGGUGGGUAAUGCGACCGAGGCUACUGAGUUUUUGGGAAGUUGGCAAUUGAAUACUCUUGUACCUGAUAAUGUCAAUGUGACUGCUGAACAUCUGGACGCUCAGUUCGAGAAUCUCAGAGAUAAUGAUGCUGAGCUGAAUGAUUGGAUUUUGGAGAGACUGAACGCAAGUAACCCGAUCGUUUAUUAG
Molecule: messenger RNA, 1458 nt
Organism: Penicillium antarcticum
Lineage: Eukaryota; Fungi; Ascomycota; Eurotiomycetes; Eurotiales; Aspergillaceae
Product: ankyrin repeat protein
Exons: 6
Coding region: 1-1458 (485 amino acids)
Molecular function (GO): protein binding
Source: RefSeq, a predicted model, not a curated record